AUGUCGAACCUCAAAUCCAUUGCCGUCGUUGGUGCUAGCGGUAACCUAGGCCAAGCUGUGAUACCCUUCCUCAAACGAGCGAAUUUCGAUGUAACUGCUAUUUGCAGGUCAGACUCGACGGCUUCAAUCGCGGAAAGCAUCAAUGUCAUCAAGACGGAGUACACGUUGGGACCUUUGACCGAAGCUUUGAAGGGACACGACGUCGUGCUAUGCGUCCUCGAUCCACAAGCCCUAGCUGCUGAAGCGGUCGUCAUCGACGCUGCUUCUAACGCUGGUGUGAAAUGGUUCAUUCCCAGCGAAUUUGGCCACAACACGGCGGACGAGCGCGUCUUAUCCUCCUUACCAUUCCUAAAGGGUAAAUCUGAGGUGGUCGCUAAACUAGAGAGCAAGACCGUCAGCGGUAUGAAUUGGGUGGGAAUCAUUACCGGCUUCUUCUUCGAUUGGUGCUUGAGUCGAAAUUUCCUCGAGUUCGACAUCAAGGAGAGGUCCGCUACGAUCUGGGAUGACGGCAACACAAAAUUCCACGCCACAAACAUUGGAGACAUUGGCGCGGCGAUAGUCAACCUCCUUUCUGAACCAAACACCCUCGAGAAAGUCAAGAACACGUAUGUGUACAUCUCUUCGUUCGAGCUCACGCAGAACAAGAUUCUUCUCGAGCUGGAGCGGGCAACGGGGACAGACUUUCAGGUGAAGCGGGUGAAGAGUGAGGACAUCCAACGCAGUGCCAUGGAAAGUUUGGCCAAGGGCGAUGUCAACGCUGUUUUACCGCUACUACAGUAUAUUGCUUGGGGAAACAAGGGGCUGGGACACUUCAACACGCUGUCUGAAGAUGGAAAUGCUCUGUUGCUGCCGUCUCCUCAAGAGACCUUCGAAGAAACGAUUGAAAGGGUGGUAGGGGCUGCGAAGCACGGAUAG
Boeremia exigua is the source of this 915-nucleotide messenger RNA. RefSeq lists its product as uncharacterized. NCBI's taxonomy places the organism in Eukaryota, Fungi, Ascomycota, Dothideomycetes, Pleosporales, Didymellaceae. The record is from RefSeq and is a predicted model, not a curated record. Gene Ontology annotation, molecular function: oxidoreductase activity. The coding region runs from base 1 to 915 and encodes 304 amino acids. The transcript is spliced from 3 exons.